AUGCAGAAGGACGUUGUGGGCUUCCAUGAUGAGUCAAAUUCAAUAAUUACUAAACUCUUGAGAGGAUCAAAAAAAUUGCAAAUCGUGGCCAUUGUGGGUAUGCCUGGAUUAGGCAAAACUACUCUUGCUGAAAAAGUCUACAAUGAUCCUUCUAUAUUGCUUCAUUUCCCUGCUCGUGCGUUCACAACUGUUUCACAAGCAGUUGACAAAAAGAGAGUUUUCACUGACAUUUUAAAACAAGUUUCCCCCGAGAAGUAUAUUCAGCUCAGUUCUGAGUCGACUGCAGAUGAAGUAACAGAACAGGUGAGGCCAUAUCUCAUCGUUUUGGAUGAUUUAUGGGAAGCUGAGGCAUGUAAGUGCUUACAACAAUCAUUCCCUGAUGAUUUUUUGGGGAGUAGAAUUAUGUUUACAAGUCAUCAUCAUGAUGUUGCUCCCCGUGAUAUUUUGUUUGAGGGGAAACCACAUAAGCUUAGGCGACUUAAUGAAGAUGAGAGCCAGGAUUUAUUGCAAAGAAAGUUGUAUGGUGGAAACAUUACGCCCACUGGAUUAGGUGAUCUGAGGAGGCAGCUUGCUGAAAUAUGCAACGGUUUCUUCUUUCUUGGUCCGCGGUUUCCUUCUUCAUCCACCAAAACCCAGCCGCCUUGCGCAUCAUCAACUCUUCAGCACCUCACCAACUCCACGCAAUCCCUUGUCUCUAUCACCCUUGAAGCUACGUAA
Messenger RNA from Oldenlandia corymbosa var. corymbosa, 717 nucleotides. NCBI's taxonomy places the organism in Eukaryota, Viridiplantae, Streptophyta, Magnoliopsida, Gentianales, Rubiaceae. The record is from the annotation of a GenBank genome assembly.